GAGGCACGCCGGUAUCGUCGGAGUCAGAGCGGAAAAGUUGCUCGUGCUUAUCCCGGGAAUAAGCUGUUACAAUAAAUGGAGACAUGAAGAAAUAAGGAUCCAUGGUCAAAUAAGAACUGAUCUUUACUGGUUCCCCUGAAGAGAACGAACCAGCCGAUUCUGAAUACAAGAAUAUAAACAAUAUAAUGACGGCACACGAGAAAAAUUUUGACAUCGUCGACGUUAUCAGGAACGUGAUUCCUUUUCUACAAAUUUCGAAUGUUAACGGCGAUAUGGACAUCAAAAAUGUUGCUUGAAAUUUUCAUAGACGGGAAAUUCUUUUUUGUGCAAGUGAUAAACUUACAUCAGUAGGCAAUUGUGUGUAAACUAAUAAUCGUAAUAAAAAACUAAAAGUGAUAAUCAGAAAGUGUGGAAGUGUGGAUGUGUUGCAAUCAUCAGAAGUAAGGGAGACUGCAGUUUCAAGGAUAUUCAAUCUGGGAUUUAAACUUGAAAAAGCGAACGCAACGGAUAUCUAUUGAUUGCUUCCCUGGAUAAUUAUGGAUCUAUCUAAUAGUAAACUUUGCACGCCAUCUUUAAAAGGAUUUCGUGGUACGUAUGGACCACAGCGAUAAUGAUUGUUUACUUAUAACAAUUUCCUCACACAGUGAAUUGGGUUAUAUCUACGCAAAAGAUGUACAAUAUAAACUGGAUUCCUUAUGGCAACAUUUCACAGCAAAUCAGUGCCCAACAUUAGCUGGUAAACCAAACCUAUUUUUUAUACAAGCAUGCCAGGGUGAUCAGCUAGAUGGUGGUGUUCUAUUGUCAAAACAUACAACUGAAACUGAUGGUGAAUCGUCUAUGAGCUACAAAAUUCCAAUUCAUGCCGACUUUUUAAUUGCAUAUUCAACAAUACCCGGCUUUUCCUCGUGGCGAAAUACAACAAAGGGCUCAUGGUUUAUUCAGUCUUUUUGUCAUGAACUUGAUCGUAACGGAACAAAGUAUGAUAUCCUUAAACUACUAACGUUUGUCUGUCAAAGGGUUGCAUUAGAUUUUAAAUCGAAUACGCCCGAUUGCCAGAUGAUGCAUCAACAGAAGCAGAUUCCUUGUAUUACAACGAUGCUGACACGUUUGCUGGUUUUCACCGAGAAAAAGUAGUUUUAUUUUUAUCCAGCUGGAUUAGAAUAUAGGAUUUUUCGACACUAUUUAUAAUCGUUUAUUUCAAUUUUUAUUUAGUUUAGUAUUUCGAGACUUAGUAUCUGAAUGUAGGUGUGUGAAAGUAGUAUCAUUUUAUUGCGGAACAAGAGUGAAAAUUACGGCUUUAGCUAGUUCUUAUAGUGAAUUAAAAAUGUUCAUAACUAUAUUUAGAGAAGAACACAGAGCAUGCGCA
Molecule: messenger RNA, 1366 nt
Organism: Hermetia illucens (black soldier fly)
Lineage: Eukaryota; Metazoa; Arthropoda; Insecta; Diptera; Stratiomyidae
Product: caspase-like
Exons: 2
Coding region: 595-1134 (179 amino acids)
Biological process (GO): proteolysis; apoptotic process
Cellular component (GO): cytoplasm
Source: RefSeq, a predicted model, not a curated record